This is a messenger RNA of Tetrahymena thermophila SB210, 1248 nucleotides long. RefSeq lists its product as hypothetical. Lineage: Eukaryota; Ciliophora; Oligohymenophorea; Hymenostomatida; Tetrahymenidae. The transcript has a single exon. The record is from RefSeq and is a predicted model, not a curated record.
AUGCCAAUUUAAAAAAUUUACUAAGAACUAGAUUAAAGUAUUCCAAGUUUAACAUAAAAAUAGUUUAAUUCAAGUUAAUCAGGAUAGAAAUAAAGUAAUACCACCACAAAAAACUCGUUAGAUAUUCCUGAUUUACUUUAAAGGACUCUUCCAAUUCGCUAAAAAAGAUGCAAAACAAUUGGAAAUUCACCAAAUAAUAAAAAUCAAGAUAUGUCAUCGUAAUUUAGGUAAAUGUAUCAUAACUUCAAUAAUUAUGAGUACAAAUAAUAAAAGAAAUAGUCUAGCAAAGUAGAAAAAUGCGAUAAAUAAAAGAAAAAGCUUGAUAAAAAUACCACCAAUGCAAGCGAAUCAGAAAAUUAAGAAUUUUUAAAAGAAAACCUGAUUUAAGCUUAGCAAAAAGAUGAAAUAAAUAGCAGAUAAUCUAUGACUCCUAUUUAACCUGCAAGGGUUUUUGUAACAGAUAAAGGAAAAUUGAUAAAUGAUAGAUUUGAUAUCCCUACUUAUAAGCCAGUGAGCUUUGCUGAAAGCAUUAAGAAGUAAAAUGCUGAUUUAAGUUUAAUAGAUUACUUUUAAACAGGGAAAGAUAAAAUAAUUGAACAUUUAGACUACAAAGAUAUAACAGAUAAUAAUAUAACUAAUUUCAACAAUAACAAUAAAUUAUACAUCUAAAAUCUAAUAGAUAAGCAUUAGAAACAUAUGAAACCUCAAUGCUGCUCAAAGGGAGAAUAAGUCAGAGCAGAUUCAGCUCUAAAAAAUUAUAGAAAUUAAUUAGAUGAAGAAAUAGAUAAAUUCUACAAAAAUCUUGAGUAAAAGUCUUUAACUCCUUCAAUAAAAUACCAAAAACCUAUUAAAAAAUAAGUACCGUAUAAGGAUGGUUUAAUUGAUGAAUACUUUUUUAAAGAUGAAAAUAAUCAACAUUAUAAUGACUAAGAUUUGAAUUACUAAAAUAAGUCUAAUCAAAAUAAUGAUAAAGGAGCAGGUUUUUUUAAGAAAUACAUUUAAGAUGUAGACCUAGAAAAAUAUAAAGAGCUUCCAUUGUGGGUCAAAGUUGCAACUGAAAAAUAAGACUUCUUUCCUAAAAUACAAUCACCAAGCAAAGUAAGUUAAUACAUUCAAAAUGGAGUACUCCCUAUGAAAUCAGUCUUGGAAAAAUCCGAAUUUAAUAUACAUUAAAAAAAGAAAAAAUACAUAAGAAAAAUAGAAAAAAUAGUGACUGAAUGUGAUGAUUAUAAGCAAAGUAAUUAUUGA